Molecule: messenger RNA, 4692 nt
Organism: Linum tenue
Lineage: Eukaryota; Viridiplantae; Streptophyta; Magnoliopsida; Malpighiales; Linaceae
Source: the annotation of a GenBank genome assembly
AUAAGUUCCUUCUCCCCCUUUUCCCUUCGUAUUCUGCUGCAACUUUCUUGCCUUCUUCCUUCUUCUCGUAUAUAAAUCAACCCCUCGAUUAAUUUCAGGUCACUGGUCAGCCUUCUUCCUUAAACCCAUUACCUGCACUCUGCUCAGAGCACAGUCGAGCUUCGCAUUCGAGGCAUCAGCUGUGUCUAUCAUUCGAGGCAUCAGCUCAGUGCUCACCAUCUGCAGUCUGGUGAACAGAGUCUCCCUCAGUCCCUCUCCAGAUUACAGAUGGAUGGUGCUACUGAAAAUUGUGCUUUGAAUGCGAAUGAUCCUACUGUGCCUUCUAAUCAAAACGGUAAUGGUAAUGGUAAUGGUAAUGGUAAUGGUAAUGGUAAUGGUAAUGGCAAUGUUAAUGGUAAUGGUUCUGGGAAUGAUGGUAAUGGUUCUGGGAAUGAUGCUAAUGGUUCUGGGAAUGAAAAUGUUGAAAUAAUUCUGGCUGAAGAUCGUAAAUUGACUUCUGAUGUCUGGCCACAUUUUGUGAGGGUCAAGUUUAAUGGGGAGAUUAAAGCCAAGUGUAAAUACUGUCGAAAACGUUUAGGUGGUGAUACUAGUAAUGGAACCUCCCACUUGAGGAACCAUUACAAAACUUGCACCCAAAGAAAGAUACAUGAUGGUAGGCAGAGAGUUCUUGGUCCUGAUUAUAAACCAACUGGAAAACCCCUCCUAUCUGCUACUCAAUUCAAUUCUGAUGUGUCUAGGAAGGAAUUGUGCUCUAUGAUUAUGGUGCAUGAGUAUCCCCUGAACAUUGUUGAACAUGUGGGGUUUAAACGUUUCUGUUGUUCUUUGCAACCCCAGUUCACUGUCGCUUGUAGAAAUACAGUGAAGAGGGACAUAUUUGCUUUAUAUGGGGCUGAGAUGGCAAAGCUUCAGAAGGUUUUAGAUGGUAAUAUUGGUAGAGUUGCAGUCACAACUGAUAUGUGGACUGCAACUAACCAAAAGAUGGGGUAUAUGGCCGUUACUGGUCAUUUUAUUGACAAUUCUUGGAAACUUAAAAACAUGAUGUUGAGUUUCAUCUAUGUCCCUGCCCCUCAUACUAGUAAGAGGUUGGGAGAUAGGUUGUUCAAGUGUUUGCUUGGUUGGAAUCUUGAUAGAAAGUUGUCCUCGAUUACCUUGGAUAACUGUACCACCAAUGAUGCCAUGAUUACUCAUAUGAAAACUAAACUUGCUAGUGAUGAUCUGUUGUUGGAUGGUGUGCUGGUUCAAAUGAGAUGUUCUGCUCAUGUUUUGAAUCUCAUUGUGAAAGAAGGGUUGGAAGUCAUCAAAGAUGGCAUUGAAUUGGUUAGAGAUAGUGUUGUGUACUGGAAGUCCACUCCUAAGAGGGUACAAACCUUCUUUGAAACUGCUAAGCAGCUUAAAGUGCCUUGUGAGAAGCAACUUGUGCUUGAUUGUCCAACUAGGUGGAACUCCACCUAUGAUAUGCUAUCUACAGCCAUUGUGUAUAGAGAUGUUUUCUCUCGUUUGAGGCAGUGGGAUAGUCAAUACACCACUGUCCCUACUAGUAUGCACUGGGAGUUUGCUGCUAUGGUCAUUGAUAAGCUGGAAAUUUUCAGUGAGAUCACAAAGCUGUUUUCUGGCAGCAAGUAUCCCACUGCUAAUUUGUUUUUCCCCAAGGUUUGUGAUCUGAGACUGAAAUUGUUGGAAUGGUGUGCUGAUACCAAUUCUCUUAUCUCGGCUAUGGCUGAGAGUAUGUGGGAGAAAUUUUCUAAGUAUUGGGAUGAUAUACACUUGGUUCUCGCUGUGUCAGUGGUUCUUGAUCCUAGAUACAAGUUGCAUGUGAUUGAGUAUUAUGCUGCUAAGUUUGGCAGUACUAAUACUGACUUGGUGGCUGAUAAGAUUAAGCAAUGUAUUUGUGGUUUGGUGCUUGAUUACCAAACCAAGUCUGAGAGGAACAAUUCUGGUUCUUCAACUGCUUAUGAUAGUUCUUCUACUCCUGCAAAUGAUGAUCUUGAUUUUGAACUGUUUGUGAGUCGGAGGAAAAAAAGCAAAGCAACUCUGGUCCAUACUGAACUGGAUCACUAUCUUCUUGAGGAACUGAUUCCUAAAAGGUCUCCUGACUUUGAUAUACUGAUGUGGUGGAAACUGAAUGGCCUUAAGUACCCCACUUUGCAAGCAAUUGCAAGGGAUUUCUUGGCCAUACCAAUUACAUCAGUGGCUUCUGAAUCUGCUUUUAGCUCUGGUGGGAGGUUAAUAGACCCUCAUCGGAGUAGAUUGCACUAUGAUACAAUAGAGGCAAUGAUGUGUACCAGAAGUUGGAUUAUGGAGGAAAUGCAACAAGAAUCAUCGAAGGCUGCUGUAGAGGCAAUGGAAGGGGUGUUCUCUGCUCUAGCAAUUUCAGAUUCCAGUACUGAAGAUCAAGACGAAGCUGUUCAGGGGGGACUUGUGAUGAGGAAGCAUCUAAUAUCCCUAGACGACUGAUUUGUUCAAUGCAAUGAAAGGUUCAAGUGAUUGCUUUUCAUUUUUCAAGGAUGAAUGCUGCUGUUGAGUGUUGAGUUGGUUUCCAGCAGCAUGGUGUUGCUUACUUUUUGGAAGAAAAGAUCAAAGGAACUCGUGUGUGCUAUUAGUAUAGGUUUUAGUUCGAUUUAUGGAUGAUGUUAUUGAGGUUGUCUGCCUUUGUUUUUUAUCUCUUCCUUUUGAGUUUUGAACUUGAACACUAGUGUAGUGAUUAGUGAAGAACAUGUUAUAUGGGUUUUGGGUGGUGGGUUUUGGUUGCAGCAGCUUGUUUGGUUGCUGCAACCUAUCACUUUUGUUUCAUUGUUUGAACAUUGAAGAUCUGGGUGUUGGGUGGUGGGAGGGUUACAGCCCCAGAUCUUCUCUUUUGUGUGUUGAAUUUAUGUGCCUUGAACAUCAAGGGGAUAGGUUUUCAUGGCUGCGAGAUGGGGAGUUUGCUCGUCAAAUGUUGGCUGGGGUGAAUCCGGUGAACAUUGAACUUUUAAGGGAAUUACCUAUAUCGAGCAAGCUAGAUCCUGAUGUUUAUGGCCCGCCCGAGUCGGCUCUGACGAAGGAAGUUAUUGAGCGGGACCUCCUGGAGAUGAGCUUGGAAGAGGCGUUCGAGGAGAAGAGGCUAUUCAUCCUGGAUCACCAUGAUAUAAUUCUUCCAUUUGUUAACAAGAUGAACUCCUUGCCUGGGAUAAAAACUUAUGCAUCUAGAACGGUUUUCUACCUCAGCAACGCUGGUGUUCUAAGGCCAUUAGCCAUUGAACUUUCCCUUCCUCCAACCUCCUCUUCUUCUGCUGGAAGCAAACGUGUGUUCACUCAUGGACAAGAUGCUACAACUCAGUGGAUGUGGAAGCUAGCCAAGGCUCAUGUUUGGCCAAAUGAUGCCAGUAUUCAUCAAAUAGUGAAUCAUUUGUUGCGGACUCAUGUCUGCACGGAGCCUUACAUAAUUGCGAUGCACAGACAGCUUAGUGUGAUGCAUCCCAUCUACAAGUUGUUGUAUCCCCAUAUGCGCUAUACACUGGCAGUCAAUGCAUUUGCACGGAAAAACUUGAUCAGUGGAGGAGGAAUCAUUGAGGCUUCUUACAGCCCUGGAAAAUAUGCCAUGGGGUUGAGCUCUGCAGCCUACAAGACCAUGUGGCGCUUUGAUAUGGAUGCAUUACCUGCAGAUCUUCUUCAAAGGGGCAUGGCAGUGCAAGAUCCUUGCAUGCCAAGUGGCGUGAAACUUGUUAUUGAAGACUAUCCUUAUGCAUCGGAUGGGCUCUUGAUCUGGCAAGCUAUCAAAGAAUUGGCGGAAGCCUAUGUAGAACACUUCUACUGUGAGCCUAAUUCUGUCAAAUCUGAUUUGGAACUUCAAGCUUGGUGGGAUGAGAUACUGAACAUAGGUCAUGCUGAUAAAAGAAAUGAGCCAUGGUGGCCUAAACUCCACACAAAUGAGGACUUAUCCAGCAUACUUACUACUAUGAUCUGGACUACAUCAGGGCAGCACGCAGCUAUUAACUUUGGGCAGUACCCGUUUGGAGGAUGUCCCCUUAAUCGUCCUACAUUCAUGAGAAGAUUGAUCCCACAAGAAGGCGAGCCUGAUUAUGAGAAGUUCAAGCUGAAUCCUGAGGAGUUUUUCCUGUCAUCUUUGCCAACUAGAUAUCAAGCUAGUAAAGUGAUGGCAACCCAAGAGAGCGUGUCAUCGCACUCCCCUGAUGAAGAGUAUUUGGGCAAGCCAAACUCCUCUGGCAACCACUGGACCAACGAUGAAGAUAUACAAAACCUGUACAGUAAAUUUGCCGAUCAGCUGGAGGCAAUAGAGAAGAUGAUAAAUCUCAGAAACAAGGACAUUCAAUUGCAAAACAGAUGCGGUGCUGGUGUUCCUCCAUAUGAGCUACUACAUCCAACUUCAGGGCCAGGGGUGACAGGUCGUGGAAUCCCCAAAAGUGUUUCUGCUUGAGUUAUGAUUCAUAUACAGUUAUUGUUGUAUGUUGUUGUUGUAACGUUAUGAUCUCUAUACCAAAAUGUUAUAGCAAUAAGUUUGUGUGGAAAAUCUUGAUUAAGCUGGAAAGCUGUGUGAUAGAACUGGAAAAGCAUAGAGUGUUCCACGCAUCGCAUUCUGUUUUGACACUGUACCCAGCCUACGAUCUGUACCUUGCCCUGCUCCUUUCGAGAAGCAAACAAUGAGCAUUACUCGACGUAUUAACUUGUACAUUUGCAACAUACAUAGAUGGUGUC